UUUAAAAAUUUAGACAUGGCCCACAUUAAAUACGGAAUUUCCAAUGGAUUUCUCAACUAUAUUUAUAUUUAUCUUUAUAUAUAUAUUUCGGGAGUCGUUGAUCCGAUUUCAGACACUAUUACGCGUUACCCGCUUUCUCUAGAAAAUAUAAGGGAGUGUCAUUUUAUGGAUAUAACGGUACCUGGAAGGAAUGCUCCUGAGGAAGUGACUCGUGAGUCGCUUAUCUCCAUUUCUUACGAGGAACCAGAAACAAUUCUCUCUUCAAAGCAACCAUCUGAAAAGCUUAGUAGCGAAAACAUCAAUCUGGCCAACGGAAUAAACCACAAUCAGGUGGAAGGGAAAGAAUAUGAUGGAGAUGAGAAAUUCAGAUCUGAGCUUAUUGCAAUUUCCUUCCUUGAGUCGCUACCUGAAACUGGAAGUGUACCUGUGGCCUAACUCAAGGGUUAGUAGUGCCUGGAUGUCAGUUAUAAUAGUAUACCUUCUUAUGUAAAAUCAAUACGAAACUAAGUUCAUGGACGCAUUGUUUGGACUGUAGAGCAAAGCUAUCCAUGUUCUUUUGUUUUUGUAACAUAAACUCUUUGCACGGGUUGUUUGUCUGUACUAAUCUUGUGGAAACUCAUUGCUGUACGAGCCCAAUGAAUGAACUUGCGAACCCCUUGGCAUA
Messenger RNA from Cucumis melo (muskmelon), 664 nucleotides. RefSeq lists its product as uncharacterized. The record is from RefSeq and is a predicted model, not a curated record. The transcript is spliced from 2 exons. Lineage: Eukaryota; Viridiplantae; Streptophyta; Magnoliopsida; Cucurbitales; Cucurbitaceae. The coding region runs from base 16 to 435 and encodes 139 amino acids.